This is a messenger RNA of Ambispora leptoticha, 432 nucleotides long. NCBI's taxonomy places the organism in Eukaryota, Fungi, Glomeromycota, Glomeromycetes, Archaeosporales, Ambisporaceae. The record is from the annotation of a GenBank genome assembly.
AUGAAGAUUGAAGAUAAGAGGAUUGAUCGCAGUACUAAUAUCGCUGAGCAAAAGAUCAAAAUAGAUUGGACUUCAACAUUAUCAACAUCAUCAUCCAUUCUUGCUACAGAUGCAAAUUUAAUUAGAAAAACUUCGCAUGAAUCAGCUAUAUCGAAAGCUAAAAAUCGCCGUAUUGGUGCUGGUUUAAAACCUUUAUAUCCAGAUGUCGAAGAAUUAAAUAAAUGGAUUGAAAUUUUACGUCAAGAUGGAAUUGCUAUUACAACAUAUAAGGUUCAACAAAAAAUAAAAUCUCUCCUUAAUAAUGAAUACUCACAACAAUAUCCUAAUGCUAAAAAUAGCUUCAUAGCAUCUUAUAAAUGGUUCUAUGGCUUUAUGAAUCAUUAUGAUCUUUCUAUUCAUCAAAAAAACAAAAAUUGGACAAAAAUUACCUAG